Messenger RNA from Coregonus clupeaformis (lake whitefish), 1010 nucleotides. Its product is annotated as serine/arginine-rich splicing factor 7. The transcript is spliced from 9 exons. The record is from RefSeq and is a predicted model, not a curated record. Lineage: Eukaryota; Metazoa; Chordata; Actinopteri; Salmoniformes; Salmonidae. Gene Ontology annotation, biological process: mRNA splicing, via spliceosome. Bases 71 to 787 code for a protein of 238 amino acids. Gene Ontology annotation, molecular function: RNA binding; zinc ion binding. Gene Ontology annotation, cellular component: nuclear speck.
UGACCGUCCUCUCAGGAGCAUCAGUUUGAUCCACGCAUGCGCAGAUUGAUUGUAAAGCGGGCCUUGAAUCAUGUCAAGACACGGUCGAAACGGAGGAGACGCUAAGGUUUACGUCGGUAACCUGGGCACUGGUGCGGGGAAAGGAGAGCUAGAGCGGGCGUUCGGGUAUUAUGGACCCUUGAGAACAGUGUGGAUUGCUAGGAACCCCCCUGGGUUUGCCUUUGUGGAGUUUGAAGACACCCGGGAUGCAGAAGAUGCAGUCCGUGGCCUUGACGGCAAGUUAAUUUCUGGAUCUCGAGUUCGAGUUGAAUUAUCUACAGGGAUGCCGCGGCGAUCUCGGUACGAGCGUGCGCCCACCAACCGGCCCUUUGACUCCAACGACAAGUGCUAUGAGUGUGGUGAGCGGGGCCACUAUGCCUACGACUGCCACCGCUACAGUCGACGCAGGAGGAGCAGGUCCCGAUCUCACUCCAGGUCCGGUGGGAGGAGGUACUCGCGCUCUCGCAGCCGGGGCCGUGGCAGGAGAUCAAGAUCCUUCUCUCCACACCGCUCUCGUUCUCCUAGAAGAUCUAGAGCCCUUACCCCCAAGAGAUCAAGAUCUCGAUCAAAGUCCAGAUCAAGGUCUAGGUCACUUUCUCGUGCAAAGAACAGGUCUGGUUCUGUGGGCAGAUCCAAGUCUGGUUCCCCCACGAGGAGCUGUUCAAAAUCUAAAGCUUCACCUCAAAAACUAAGCCACUCUACCUCGAGGAGUCCUCGUCGAAGUGACAGCUCGGAGAGAGACGACUGAACUUGUGAAGUUUUUGUUUCUUUAUGUAAGCAUCUCUUGUGACUAAGUUCUUUGUAAACCCAUUGUAUUGUAAUGUUUGAAAAUAUGUAGGCUUGUAAAUUUCCUCUUUAGGCAUAUUACUGACAUUUCAAAAAUAAGCAAUGGGGACCCAGUCUGGAAUGCUUUUGUGUUUGUGUUUUAGAAAUAGUUGUUGGUUAAUAAAGUAUAUUUGAUUUAAAACGGU